CAUACACAAACAAUCACACCAAUAGUUCACUUAAAGAAUAUGAUUCUUUUUUUAACCAUACCAAUUUCUAUUAUUUUCAUUGUUAUUGUUCACUAUGUCUUCCAGCGGUUCCGGUACAAGCUACCCCCCGGUCCAAGGCCGUGGCCAGUCAUCGGUAACAUUUACGACAUAAAACCGGUCCGGUGUAGGUGCUUCCACGAAUGGGCGCAAACCUACGGCCCUAUAAUCUCUUUCAAGCUCGCGUCGGAACUAAACAUUGUGGUAUCAAAUGGUGAACUAGCAAAGCAAGUUUUGAAGGAGCAUGAUCAUGAUUUGGCUAAUAGGCAUAGGUCAGUUGCAGGGAGAAUUACUAGAAAUGAUGUGGGAUUUAUUUGGGCUGAUUAUGGGUCUUAUUAUGUUAAAGUUCGGAAGGCAAGUAGUUUGGCGUUUUUUAACCCAAAGAUUCUUGGAGCCCAAAGGCCCAUUAGAGAGGAUGAAGUCAACGCCAUGAUCGAGUCAAUCUUUAACGAUUGCAUUAAUCCUGAAUAAAGGUAUUUGCUCGCACUUAUCCAUAGAAGGUCAAUUGAAGGGUUCAAUUGCAACUAACUAGCAUUAGUGGAGGUCUUAAUCUGUGC
Chenopodium quinoa (quinoa) is the source of this 614-nucleotide messenger RNA. Its product is annotated as cytochrome P450 98A2-like. Bases 40 to 528 code for a protein of 162 amino acids. The record is from RefSeq and is a predicted model, not a curated record. The transcript has 2 exons. Gene Ontology annotation, molecular function: oxidoreductase activity, acting on paired donors, with incorporation or reduction of molecular oxygen; monooxygenase activity; iron ion binding. NCBI's taxonomy places the organism in Eukaryota, Viridiplantae, Streptophyta, Magnoliopsida, Caryophyllales, Amaranthaceae.